CGGCCGGCUGCUGCUGAGCCGCGAGAUGGACCUCGCGGCGAGAGUGGAGGCGCUGCAGGCCGCGACGGACCUGCCGGCCCUCCGCCUCGUGUCGCACGAGCCCGGCAUGCUCUCGCUCGACCACACGCACGUGGCCGCACGCUGCGCGGCGCUGAGCGCGGCGCUGGGCGGCGGCGUCGAGGUCGGCCUGGUGCUCCGCCGUGCGCCGCGGCUGCUCUCGCGCUCUCCCGCGCGCGUGCAGCGCACGCUCGCCGCGCUGCGCGACUUGCUUGAGCCGCUCGGCCUCGACGCGCUGCAGCUCGUCCGGCACCAGCCGACCCUGCUGCUGCUCACCUCGCCGGCGGCGGCGCUCGCGCCCAAGCUGUCGCGGCUGCGAGCGCUCACGACCGAGGCCGAGUGGGCGCAGCUCGCCGCGACGCGGGCGGCGCGGCGCGUUCCCUCUCUGUCCUGCUCAAGCUGCCGCCGCAGCAGUACCGCGAGCAGUUUGGCGACACGGUCGGUCGACCCGGAGACCGUGGGUCGACGGCGGGGGCGGCCGACCCGAGAACGGUUGAGGGAAAUCGAUAGCGUUGGAGAGUACCUGAGUCUCCUGUGAGUCUCCUCUCGCUCUGUGUGAAUUCUGUAGCUGAGAUAUGAGAAAAAA
Messenger RNA from Emiliania huxleyi CCMP1516, 643 nucleotides. RefSeq lists its product as hypothetical. Lineage: Eukaryota; Haptophyta; Isochrysidales; Noelaerhabdaceae. The transcript is spliced from 4 exons. The coding region runs from base 26 to 595 and encodes 189 amino acids. The record is from RefSeq and is a predicted model, not a curated record.